This is a messenger RNA of Leptopilina boulardi, 1068 nucleotides long. Its product is annotated as protein PFC0760c-like. Lineage: Eukaryota; Metazoa; Arthropoda; Insecta; Hymenoptera; Figitidae. The transcript has 4 exons. The record is from RefSeq and is a predicted model, not a curated record. The coding region runs from base 253 to 1068 and encodes 271 amino acids.
UUUCUUGAUCAUCCUAUUAUUAAAAUUUCUGAAUUAGUUGUGUCAGACUUUGUAAAUUUAAAAUUUAAUGUGUAUUUUAUUAGUUCGAAUAAGAGUGUGCGCUUAGACAGAAGUGGGAGGGGCCCGCUGCGGUGUAUAAAUUUGAGGAGCGUGAGUUACGAGGACGCACUACUUUUACAGAUUUCGAGGUUAACACUUGAAGCAUUUCUCUAUUUAAAUUAUAUUUCAGAAAUAAAAAAAAAAAAAAAAAAAAUGGAAAACGAACAUAACCGACCGUCAAUUGAAAUUCGUAUAAAAAUAUACGACGAACAAUACGACAGUGAAGGAAACAGUAUUGUUUCUAGUAGUGACAGUGAAGCCACUACUGUUAUAUUCACCAAUGAAGAUCAGGGUAACAAUAUUCCAGUAUAUGAUGAUGACGAUAUAUUAGAAAAUAAUAUUAGCGAUGAAGAGAUUUCAGAAAUGGAUGCAUUACUACAAUCCCCAGAUUUACCAGCUACGGAGGAAACCUUUAAUAAUGAAUAUCACCACGGUUAUAUGGAGAAUCAAGAUGUUGAAGUUGAUGACGAUGUAUUGAUAAUCGAUGAAACCUUUAAUAAUGAAUAUCACCACGGUUAUAUGGAGAAUCAAGAUGUUGAAGUUGAUGACGAUGUAUUGAUAAUCGAUAUUAGCGAUGAGGAAGUUUCUGAAAUAUUAGAAAAUCCUCUAGACAACGAGAUUGACAUGUCACCGGAGCCUCCCCAAACACCAUCUCCAAUUCUAUCUGAAUCAUCAGAUAUUUUCACUGAUUUCAAUGAUAAAAGAAAAAUGGAAAAAUCACUUUCUCAUUCCUAUUAUGAUGAUGAUGAUGACAGUAAUGAUGGAGCGGAAAGGACGUUCAUCUUAAUUUUUGAGAGUGAUGAAGAUGAUUAUGAUAGUGAAGGGUCCACUAUAUCUGAAAGCUCUGAUGAUAGUGAGGUUGAUAGUGAGAUUGAUAGUGAGGAUGAUGAUGAUGAUGUAUCCCUCAUUGUCAGUCGGAUUAUUGUUAUUACAGGGGUAAUGAAUUUUACAACAUUGACAUUUUUAUAA